AUGCUAAGCUAUACUUUUGUACAAAAGUUUGGUGAGGUAAUGAGCCUGAAAAACGGGAAUGUGACUCAAUGUACGCAAUCACAUUGGCCUUUAGUCUCUGAGAUCAGUGGAUCGAUCUCAUUCUUUGGUUCAUUUGUGUCCUUAUUCCCUCAAAUUAUAGAGACAUACAAAGAUAAGAGUGUUGCUGGGCUAUCGCCAUUAUUUCUGUUAUGCUGGCUAUGUGGUGACAUCACAUCUUUAGCAGGGGCACUCAUGACUCAUCAGCUGAUGUUUCAAGUGGUACUAGCAUUAUAUUUCUUAUUAAAUGAUUCCUUUGUUUGUGGACAAUAUUAUUACUAUGGGAUCUUAUACAAAAAUACAUUGGCUACAGUGGGUCAUGAACCUGGUCCUGUGCUGUCACAUUUACCACAUGCCAUUGAGAACAACGGUACUGGUGUCACUACGGAUAACUUAGAGAGCUUGAUAGAUAAUACAACUUUACCAGAAGGUAAUAUGGGGGACAUUGAACGCACAACAUCACGAGGAACUCGAGGAAGUAAUCGUAGUAGACGAAAUUUAUUAAUUGCUGCGGUAUCUAUUGCUAAUCAAGUUCAAAGUGCCAAUGCUUCGAAAGUUCAUACUACAACUAAUAAUCCAGGAAGUGGAAUCGUGUUGUCCUGGUUUGGGGCAUUCUUUUAUGUUGGUGCUCGUAUUCCACAACUAAUCAAGAAUUAUCGUCGUAAAUCUACAGAUGGGUUAUCCCCCUUAUUAUUUGCAACAACUCUGCUUUGCAAUAUUACAUAUUGCUUAUCAAUUUUUACAAGUUGUAGAUUUAUUGACUCCACAGACAAAUGGGCUUUCUUUGAUAACGCUUUACCGUUCAUUAUAGGCAGUGCUGGGACAGUAGUGUUUGAUCUAAUAUAUUUCUAUCAAUACUACGUGUUGUAUUCUACAGACACUAAAUUGAGAGCCAUUGAGCGUGAUAUAUACAAUGAGGAAUCUUACGAGGAUGAUAACGUCGAAGAUGGUGAAGACACACCAUUGUUGAGAACAUAG
This is a messenger RNA of Maudiozyma barnettii, 1035 nucleotides long. RefSeq names its product Ypq2p (gene YPQ2). The transcript has a single exon. Lineage: Eukaryota; Fungi; Ascomycota; Saccharomycetes; Saccharomycetales; Saccharomycetaceae. Bases 1 to 1035 code for a protein of 344 amino acids. The record is from RefSeq and is a predicted model, not a curated record.